AUGUCAGCUGGUAGCGCAACGGCGCCCCGAUCAUUGUUCUUCCUGCUCAGCCUCGCCGCCGCCACCGGCGUCCUUCGAGUCCGUGGCCAGAGCACAGGUUUCGUCAGCAUAGACUGCGGCCUCUCGGAGCAGAGCGGCUACGUGGACGAUGUCACCAAGCUCCCCUACUCCUCGGACGCCGCCUUCACGGACGCCGGCUCCAGCCACAACGUCUCGGCAGAGCACGUCAAGCCGUCCUCCACCAAACGGUACCUCAGCGUGCGCAGCUUCCCCGACAACAGCAUGGCCUCACGCAGCUGCUACACGUUCCCGUCCAUCGUGCCGGGGUCCAAGUGCCUGCUCAGGGCCACCUUCAUGUACGGCAACUACGAUGGGCUCAACAAGCUACCCGUCUUCGACCUCUACCUCGAUGUCAACUUCUGGAAGACGGUGAACAUCUCCAAAGCCGACUCUGUGCAUACCGCCGAGGUCAUCGCCGUUAUCCCGUCCGAUACGGUGCAGGUUUGCCUGGUGAACAUUGGCUUGGGGACGCCGUUUAUCUCUGGGUUGGACCUGAGGCCUCUCAAGAAUACGCUCUAUCCGCAAGUGAACUCCUCGCAGGGACUGGUCCUUCUGGACAGGAGGAACUUUGGCGCGAGUGAUAUCAUCGUUAGGCACCCGGAUGAUCCAUAUGACCGUGAAUGGUUUCCGUGGAGCAACCUGAGCAAGUGGCGGGGGAUCUCAACAAAGGAGAAGGUGAGGCUGAGGCCCGAGGAUGAGGCCGAUGUCCACUUCGACGCGCCAUCCGUGGUGAUGCAGACCGCCAUCACGCCUCUCAAUGCCUCGGAGAAAAUCCACUUCUCAUGGGAUGCCGAGCCAAACAACGUAUACCCCACGCCCCGGUACACAUCUGUCUUGUAUUUCUCAGAGUUGGAGCGCAAUGUCGUGCGCUUGUUCAGCGUGACCAUCAAUGGCAUGCUUUUGAUGUCCCGAUACACGCCGCGGUACCUCUUCUCCUAUGCCUUUUACGGCAUAGAACAUAGUUACUCCAGCCGGUACGACUUCACCAUACAAGCAACGGCGACAAGCUCGACACUGCCGCCGAUCAUCAACGCCGCCGAGUUUUUCUCGGUAAUCUCUACAGCCAAGUUCGGCACAGAUCCUCAGGACGUAAUUGCCAUCAAUGCAAUCAAGACAAAGUAUCAGGUGAAGAAGAACUGGGUGAGUGACCCAUGUGCCCCAAAGACUUUUGCUUGGGAUGGUUUGAACUGCAGUUAUCCCACUUCUAGUUCUCCCAGAAUAACAAGCAUAAAUAUGUCAUUUGGUGGUUUGAGCGGUGAUAUAUCAUCUUAUUUUGCCAAUUUCAAAGCAAUUCAACAUUUGGACUUGUCAUACAAUAAAUUGACAGGAUCAAUUCCUUAUGCCCUUACACAACUACCAUCUCUGGUGGAGCUAGAUUUAACAGGAAACCAGCUUAGUGGAUCAAUACCCCCUGAACUUCUUAAGAGGAAAGCAGAUGGCUCUCUAAAUCUAAGAUAUGGCAAUAAUCCAAAACUUUGCGACCAAGACAGCUCUUGCCAACCCACAGAAAAGAAGAACUCUACAAUUACCAUAUAUAUUGCAGCUCUAGUAGUUGCUGCAGUGGUGAUAGGAUUACUGUUACUAUUACUUCUUCUUGGGGUAAGAAAAAAGAAAGGAUUAGUGAAAGGUCGUGUAAAGCCAGAGCAUGUGGCGAGUGAUGUGCAGUCACACUCCAAGAACAGCAAUAGAUAUGGCCUGCUACAAUUGGAUAACCGUUGGUUCACAUACUUGGAAUUAGAGGUUAUAACAAACAACUUCCAGCGAGUGAUCGGCCGAGGAGGGUUUGGCAUUGUCUACGAUGGCUUCUUAGAGGACGGUACUAGGGUGGCUGUCAAGCUACGGUCUCAGUCUUCUGGUCAAGGUGUCGAAGAGUUCUUGACAGAGGCUCGGAACUUAACAAAGAUCCAUCACAAAAAUCUUGUCUCCUUGAUCGGCUACUGCAAGGAUGGCGAGUAUCUAGCCCUUGUGUAUGAGCAUAUGUCAGAAGGAAACCUCCAAGAUAAACUUAGAGGGGGAAAUAGCAACAUUGGAUGCUUAACCUGGAAGCAGAGGCUCCGUAUUACUCUGGAAUCCGCUCAAGGCCUAGAGUAUCUGCAUAAGGCAUGCAGCCCGCCCUUCCUACACCGAGAUGUAAAGACAUCAAAUAUUCUACUGGAUGAAAAUCUCAAGGCCAAAGUUGCUGACUUUGGCUUGUUGAAAGCUUUCAACAACGAUGAUGAUACCCAUGUAUCCACAGCCAGGGUGGUCGGCACAUAUGGUUACCUUGCUCCUGAGUACGCAUCCGCCAUGCAGCUAACUAAAAAGAGUGACGUGUACAGCUUCGGUGUGGUUCUACUUGAGGUGAUCACAGGAAAGCCGCCCAUACUACAAAGCCCAGAGCCAACUAAUAUCAUCGAAUGGGCAGGUCAACGCCUUGGGCAAGGAAACAUAGAAGACGUGGUGGAUAUGUUCAUGCAUGGUGACUACGAUGUUAACAGCGUGUGGAAGGCCGCAGACGUCGCGCUAAGAUGCACUGCUCAAGUUCCUACGCAACGUCCCACGAUGACUGCAGUGGUGGCUCACCUGGAAGAGUGUCUCGAUCUUGAAGAGAGUCGUACCACCGGUGACAUAAACAGCAACUUAAACAGCUGUAGUGGUGGCGAGUUCAACCCAAAUUAUAAUAAUUAUGGUGUCGACCAUCCCACUGAUACAAGUCAGAGCAGCAGGACUGUCGACAUGGGGCACAGCUUUGGUGGUGGGGUGGCCACCGGCCCUGCUACACUUUGA
Messenger RNA from Triticum turgidum subsp. durum (durum wheat), 2826 nucleotides. The record is from the annotation of a GenBank genome assembly. Lineage: Eukaryota; Viridiplantae; Streptophyta; Magnoliopsida; Poales; Poaceae.